Molecule: messenger RNA, 1075 nt
Organism: Lotus japonicus
Lineage: Eukaryota; Viridiplantae; Streptophyta; Magnoliopsida; Fabales; Fabaceae
Product: bifunctional dihydroflavonol 4-reductase/flavanone 4-reductase-like
Exons: 5
Coding region: 1-759 (252 amino acids)
Biological process (GO): anthocyanin-containing compound biosynthetic process
Molecular function (GO): dihydroflavanol 4-reductase activity
Source: RefSeq, a predicted model, not a curated record
AUGGACUUUGAGUCCAAAGAUCCUGAGAAUGAAGUGAUCAAACCUGCCAUAAAUGGAGUACUAGACAUCAUGAAAGCAUGCCUGAAAGCCAAAACUGUUCGGAGGCUGGUUUUCACAUCGUCCGCUGGCACCCUCAACGUUUCAGAACAACAAAAACAUGUGUUGGAUGAGACUUGUUGGAGUGACGUUGAGUUCUGCCAAAGAGUAAAGAUGACUGCCUGGAUGUAUUUUGCUUCAAAGACAUUGGUGGAGCAAGAAGCGUGGAAAUUUGCGAAAGAGAACAACAUUGACCUCAUAACAAUAAUUCCACCCCUUGUUGUUGGCCCCUUUCUAACGCCGACAAUGCCACCAAGCCUAACCACUGCUCUGUCUCCUAUCACAGGAAAUGAGACCCAUUAUUCGAUCAUAAAGCAAGGCCAAUUCGUCCACAUAGAUGAUCUUUGUCUUGCACAUAUAUUCCUGUUCGAGCAUCCAGAAGGAGAAGGGAGAUAUGUCUGCAGUGCAUGCGAUGCUAACAUCCAUGACAUUGCUAAUUUAAUUAACUCAAAGUAUCCAGAGUACAAGGUUCCCACUAAGUUCAAGAAUAUUCCAGAUCAAUUGGAGCUUGUCAGAUUUUCAUCAAAGAAGAUCAAAGACAUUGGAUUCCAAUUUAAAUACAGUUUAGAGGAUAUGUACAUUGCAGGAAUUGACAUGUGCAGAGAAAAAGGGCUUCUUCCUAAACAUGCAAAGACUCCAGGCAAUGGCAUAACACAGAAAUAAAUAGGAAAAGACUUAGAUCGUGUUCCUUGUAUCAAUUCCAUCAAGUUCUUCGUUCAAACAAUGGCAAGUGGACUUGAUAAAAAUGAUGUAAGGAACUUGAUAUAAGUUUAAUUCAAAUAGAUAUGCCUUUAAGUCUUAAUUUGUGCUUGUGAUGACUAUCAUCUUUCUUUUCUUAUUUUGUAUUCUUGAUUAAGGUUUAUGUGUGUUUACAUGUAAAAUAAACAAAUUAUCAAAGUCAAUCUUGGACUAGAUAUAUGUCCUCUUUCAGAUACUUUAAGUGUUUCAAAUAAUGAAGGGUGCUAGUUUUUGUAUUUUA